CUUUUAUCCAUUUUCGCCAUAUUCGAUCGUCGAAUUCCACUGCUGUCCAAACCUCUGAACACUUGGCGAGGAUUUUUCUAUUUUUGCCGUUUACCAAAUCCAGCGGCCUUUUUUUCAUUUGAACCGAGACCUAAAUAAAGACGAUAUGAGCGAUCGAGAAGGGUCAUACAAUAGAGAUGGUCGUGACACUCCAUCUGGCAAGCUCUCUGAACAAUCUGAAGAAGAGAGAAAAGUAGUUUAUCACAACAACUACAUGGGAAAAGGAAGGAGUGAAUCUCGAUCACCAUCGAUCCAUAAAUCUAAACGGAAAUAUUCACGAUCGAGGUCACGUUCAAGAUCGAGAUCACACCAUAAGGGUCGACGAUCGUCAAAGUACCGUUCGAGAUCCAAGUCCCCAAGGAAAUACCGUUCUUCAAGAUACUCGAGGUCACGGAGCUACUCGAGAUCGAGGAGUGGUGGCUCCUACUCACCCUUGCCUUACAGGGGAGGCCGUGGCAGGGGCCGCUCACACUCCAAGAGCCCGAUGUCUAACCGAAGGCGGCACAUCGGGAGCCGGGUAACGUACUACAACAGUCGGGACAACCCACAGCCGAGCAAGUGCCUAGGCGUCUUUGGCCUCAGUACACACACUUCCGAACAACAGAUUCAUCACAUUUUCAACAAGUAUGGGAAUGUUGAGAGAGUGCAAGUCGUCAUUGAUGCAAAGACGAACAAAUCGAGGGGCUUCUGUUUUGUGUACUAUGAGAACUAUGAAGAUGCCCGUGUGGCCAAGGAACAGUGCACAGGAAUGGAGAUUGAUGGCCGCAAAAUUAGGGUGGACUACUCAAUCACACAGAAGGCCCAUACUCCCACCCCUGGAAUCUACAUGGGCAAACCUACCUACUCUGAUGAAAGAUAUAGGAGGGAGACAAGAGAUUAUGGGGAUUAUUACAGUAGCUACCGAGGGGGUGGCCGGUACAGGUCUCCAUCACCGUACGUCUCAAGAAGACGGCGAUAUGAUCGGUCCAGGUCACGCUCAUACUCACCAAGACGUUAUUAAUCUAAUGUAUAAAACCCCAUCUGCGCCUAACGUGAGGUCAGUUUGAGUUAUGAAAAACCCCAAAAGGAAAUUAUUCGUGAUAAUGUGGACUGUAUAUAAGGGCAAAAACAAAGCGGAAAAUAAAACUGCUAUAAUCUUCCCCCAUUUGAUGAAAAAGCAUUUUAAGGAGACAAGCAUUUUCCAGUGCAUCAAGAGAAAGAGAGUGGAAAAGAAGAAAUUACAGAAUGGUUGUUUUUCUUUAGUUUACUCCAUUUUUAUUUUGUGUUAUUUUUCCCUGUGUUCCAAUGAAAUUGCUUUUAAAAACAUUUUUACGUAAUUAUGACUUCAUACAUUUCCCCUUUUUUCAUUUUUUACAAUGUAUGUUCCUUAUUAAUUAUAAAAUAAUUAAUUUUUUUUAAACAAAAUAAAUUGAUUUGACAUUUUCUUGUUUUUGUACAGUAUUUUUUAAGAAUUGAGCACUGUAUUUUCUACUUACGUUUUUUAUAGAUUAAGAAAACAAUGUGUUACCUUGAUAAAAGAUAAUAGUUUUAUAUGUUCUUUUUAGAAUUGUUUAGUUUUCUCAGAUAUUUUCCAUUUGUAUAUUACAUAUUUAUAGAAACUCACUUUUGUUAAUCUUGUAAAUAGGUUUUUUUUAAUUUAAUUUUUUUUUUGUGUUAAAUGUUCUGCUAAUUAUUUAGUUCUCAAGAUAGUAGAAUUGCCUUCUUUAAUAAGCUGUAUUUUAAGGCUUUAUUUAGUCUAAGUGACUUCCUGAAAUUUGUAUUUUAAAGAAAAUAUCCUUCCAAAAAGUACAAAAUACUAAAAAAAAAACAAUUAAAAAUCAAGUGAGACAUUUAUGACUGAAUCAUAAAUGUAUGUAGUUGCACUUUGUGCAUAAUGUUUUCAUAAAUGUCACACUGUAUCUGUUACUGGAAAAUAAGUAAUAAAGAGUAUAAACAACUAA
Molecule: messenger RNA, 1979 nt
Organism: Cimex lectularius (bed bug)
Lineage: Eukaryota; Metazoa; Arthropoda; Insecta; Hemiptera; Cimicidae
Product: transformer-2 protein homolog beta-like
Exons: 8
Coding region: 146-1039 (297 amino acids)
Biological process (GO): positive regulation of mRNA splicing, via spliceosome
Cellular component (GO): spliceosomal complex
Molecular function (GO): RNA binding
Source: RefSeq, a predicted model, not a curated record